GAGAAGAAGAGGAGUGGGAGGAGGAGGAAGAAGAAGACAACAACCGUCGAACUAGGAAGAAGGAUAACCAGCCCAGGUCCAGAACUGCUCGCUGAGUAAACAAGAGGAACACAGCAUCUAUUAUUGUCGGACAUCCUGUUGACAUGGAGGACACGCUCUUUCAGCUAAAGUUCACAGCUAAGCAACUUGAGAGACUGGCAAAGAAGGCAGAGAAGGAGUCUGAAAAGGAGCAGGCAAAAGUCAAGAAGGCUUUGCAGCAGAAAAAUGUGGAAUGUGCCAGAGUUUAUGCUGAGAACGCCAUCAGGAAAAAAAAUGAAGGUCUUAACUGGCUGCGCAUGGCGUCACGAGUCGAUGCGGUGGCCUCUAAAGUGCAGACUGCGGUCACCAUGAAGGGAGUGACUAAAAGUAUGGGCCAGGUGACCAAAGCACUGGACAAAGCUUUGAACUCCAUGGAUCUACAGAAAGUUUCUGCUGUGAUGGAUAAGUUUGAAAGCCAGGUUCAGAACCUUGACGUCCACACCUCUGUGAUGGAGGACUCCAUGAGCUCAGCAAUGACACUGACCACACCCCAGGAGCAGGUGGACGAUCUGAUCCACCAGAUUGCAGAGCAGAGCGGCCUGGAGGUGAUGGAUCAGCUCAACCAGCUGCCGGCUGGAGCUACCUCUCUGGGCGGAGAGACCUCACGGGCCCAAGAGAAGGAGGACCAGCUGUCUCGACGGUUGGCGGCGCUGAGGAACUGAAGGCUGCUGCUGAGGAGACCACCAGCUGCAUGGAGGCAGAGCACUUUGUACGCUUGGCCAUGACUGGAGCUAAAUGUGUUUCUAUUGAACUGGUGCUGCUGGGAGAAGCUAAUGAGUGUAUUGAUUAUCCUGUCCUAUAAAAACACACAGCAGCCAGAAACAGCUUCUGAGAGUCCAAACACAUCCUGGGCUUACCGUCUCCUCUUCACUCCUUUCAGCCUCCUCUCCCAUCGCAGGCAUCUGAGUAUAAACUUUGUAAUCAACAUUUGUAAAAUAUGUUUUUGUACAAAGAAUUUAAUUGAUUUGCUCUGCUGUUUAUGGGACAGUCAUUGAUCUCUGGUGAGGUUCUUGGUUAAAUGUUUCCAGAUGUGACCAGAUGCUAUUAACAAUAACAGAUUUAAUCCCUCUGUGCUCAUCAGAUUCACCCAGAAUCAAUGAGGACAAAACAGAAGACAAUCCCACUUUGACUUUAUUAUUAGGCAUCUAUUUAAUUAUUUUUCUUGCAUUCAGAUUUUAUGCUUUAAACGCCUUAUUUUGGGAUGCAGGUGCUUGCAUAGGUGCUUCUUCUUUCAGUGCCUAUAGAGAGCAGCCUGCUGGGUAAUGAAAACGAGGCAUUCUCCUUUGCCCUCAGUCAUACGCUGCCUUUUAAUUCUUGCUAGCCUCUUGAUGUCCUUGUUUUGGAGUCCUUGGUUGUCAGAGGUGGAUGUUUAGCACCUCAGAUGGAUGCUCAUUAUGAGCUCAGAUUGGUCCACCUCCUAAAGAAUUACACUGAAUAACACCUCUGGUCCUAUUUUAACAUCUGUUCACCUGGGAAGUUCUGGUGAUGGUGUUCACCACAGUGAGAGGAAGGUGAAGCCAGAAAUAUCUGUAUCAGGAUGCUUCUUGGGGUUUGGAUUGCUGUCUUUCCUAUUUGUCAUCCAUUUUAGUAUUUUGAGAGGCUUUAUUUAUACUCAAACUCCCAUGACUGUUCAGCACUUUGGUUUUAUAUAUUUAUCUUGUAAAAAUAAAGUUCUGCCUGCUGUCAUUGUCCCUCA
This is a messenger RNA of Fundulus heteroclitus (mummichog), 1774 nucleotides long. It is a transcript of the gene chmp1a, whose product is annotated as charged multivesicular body protein 1A. The coding region runs from base 144 to 740 and encodes 198 amino acids. Gene Ontology annotation, biological process: endosome transport via multivesicular body sorting pathway; late endosome to vacuole transport; protein transport. NCBI's taxonomy places the organism in Eukaryota, Metazoa, Chordata, Actinopteri, Cyprinodontiformes, Fundulidae. The record is from RefSeq and is a predicted model, not a curated record. The transcript is spliced from 7 exons. Gene Ontology annotation, cellular component: multivesicular body; ESCRT III complex.